Messenger RNA from Clonostachys rhizophaga, 1041 nucleotides. Lineage: Eukaryota; Fungi; Ascomycota; Sordariomycetes; Hypocreales; Bionectriaceae. The record is from the annotation of a GenBank genome assembly.
AUGCCGCGAACCGAGCCUGAGUUUUGGCCAACAAGAGCCAUCUUUGUCGGAGACCACGGACAGUUGAUACUCGUUAAGAAGCCAAGCGGUGAUAGAGACUAUCUUGUGCUCUCGCAUUGCUGGGGCAAGCCUACGAAGGAAGGAUGGGAGCGCUUGUGCACGACUCCACAAAAUUAUCGCUGUCGAUUGAAUGCCUUUUGCUUGGAUAACCUGCCAAAGACGUUUCGGGAUGCGAUCGAGGUGACGCGGGAGCUUGGGAAACAACACUUGUGGAUUGGUGCCUUAUGCAUUGUCCAAGGGCCCCACGGUGAUUGGGAAAGCGAGUCUGGGAGGAUGCAGCAUGUGUUUUCCAAUGCUUACUGCACCAUAGCCGCAGAUUCAGCUGCUGGGUGGAAGGAUGGUUUUCUCAAGCCUAGCCUUUGGGAUCAGAUCGUCCUGGGAAGUGCGGAUUGUGACUGUGAUUUCAAAUCGGGUGUUGGUGAAGGGUAUCUGAUGAAAAGAGCCUGGGUUAUUCAAGAGCGGGAAUAUUCGAAAUGCGGGCUUACCUACAAAUCCGAUAGAGACACGGCGUUACAAAGCCUGCUUGAGCGUAUGAGCCGUGAACUGGCCACCGAUGUGAAAUAUGGCAUUGCACGGUGCUUUAUAGGCAGCCUGCUGCUCUGGAAACGGACUGCCAAAGAAAUGACAUCGCCGAUCGGGUAUGAGCGACGUACUGUCCCAUCUUGGUCCUGGAUGGCGUAUGACGGCAGCAUCGAGUUUAUUGAUAAGUUUCGAUAUGAGCUUAGGAUACCUCAAUCCUCGGAUCUAGAAUUCGCCCAAGACGGUGAAGACCUGGUCAAGAUCAGGAAAUUCGAAAAUUGCCGCUUGGGAGAGAACAAGAGAGACAAUGAGUAUAUUGUUAGAGCUUUACGCGGUGCAAUUGAGGAGGUAGGGUCGAUAUGGUAUGACAUGAAGGACCAAAUCGAAUUCAACUACUGCGUCGUAGUUGAGGUCAAUGGGACAGAAAAUAGGGACAACAAUCCGAAGGACUACUUAGUUUAG